Molecule: messenger RNA, 1704 nt
Organism: Pyrenophora tritici-repentis Pt-1C-BFP
Lineage: Eukaryota; Fungi; Ascomycota; Dothideomycetes; Pleosporales; Pleosporaceae
Product: Pro-kuma-activ multi-domain protein
Biological process (GO): proteolysis
Molecular function (GO): serine-type endopeptidase activity; tripeptidyl-peptidase activity
Source: RefSeq, a predicted model, not a curated record
AUGUUCGUUUUCAAGAGCCUGUCCGUGGCUGUUGCCGUGGCCGUCUUUGCUGUUGCACAUCCAACAUCACAUCUUGACUUCGAGAAAAGCAUCGUAGAGACGCUGAAAGCAACACCUUCGGGGUGGAUCAAGGAUGCUUCCGAAGCGGUGGACAAGGAUGCGACUUCCAUCACGCUCAAGAUCCACCUCGUCAACAAAGACAUGGACAAGUUCCAUGAGCACGCCAUUAAUAUCGCGACACCUGGUCAUAAUUUAUAUGGCCAGCACAUGUCUCAUGAAGACAUUCUGGCCAUGGUCGCCCCAGCCGAAGAGUCUGCUGCCCUCGUCAUGAAAUGGUUGGAAAAUGAGCUCUCGGGUGUAGGUAAAAAGGUGUCACAAAGGGGCGAUUAUGUCACCGUUGAGGCGAGCGUCAAGGAGAUUGAGCAACUUCUCGAUGCGGAGUACAACGUUUUCGUCAACUCUGGUAACAAAGAAAAGACCUUGCGCACACUCUCUUACAGUCUCCCCAAGUUUUUGAAGAGCCACGUCGAUAUGGUACAACCAACUACCUUCUUUGGCCUCAAGCAGCUCAAGUCGACCAUUUCUGAGCACCAUCUUAUCACUGAAGAAGACGAUGAAGCUCAUAUUGAGUCCGCCGCGGCAGUCACAGGUUGUACAGGUACUCGCAUCACUCCCACAUGUCUCGCGACCUUGUACAACUUCGCCAGCGCAAAGGUACAGACGGUAGGUCUCUUGGGCAUUGCCGGCUUCCUCGAGGAAUACGCAAUCAAAUCAGAUUACACUUCCUUCCUCAAGAGCUACGGAUUUUUCACCAACAAAUUCAAGUCCUUCACAUGCACUACCAUCAAUGGCGGUUCCUGUCCUUCUUCUCCUGCCGGCACCGAAGCCAACUUGGAUGUCCAAUAUGCAGGCUCAAUUUCGACGUCGGUACCCAACACCUACUACAGUAUAGCUGGACGUGGACAGUUCCUUGGCUCAGGAUCAAAUACAAACGAGCCGUAUAUCGAAUUCCUACAAUACGUCCUCGCUUUGCCCGAUCCGUCGCUCCCAAACACACUCUCCAUAUCAUACGGCGACGAAGAAGCGACCGUCCCACUUUCAUACGCGACCAACGCCUGUAACCUGUUUUCGCAACUAGGUGCUCGCGGUGUUUCUAUCCUCGUAUCUGCCGGCGACUCGGGCGUAGGCGAUACUUGCACCGUUGGCGGCAAGCCCCAGUUCACUACAGCCUUCCCAGCCGCCUGUCCAUGGGUUACCACCGUCGGCGGUACCACAGGAAAUUCUCCCGAAGUUGCCUGGUCGGGCGGUGGUGGUGGCUUUUCUGAGAUCUUUGGGCGCCCGAGCUACCAGGAUGCGACCGUGAGUAAGUGGUUCACAACGGAUACUACUCACGCGGGUGUGACAAAGUACUUCAAUGCCUCUGGACGCGCGUACCCGGAUAUCUCUGCGCAGGCGACGAACUUUGUCAUUGUCGUCGGAGGCUCAGCUACGUCGGUGUCUGGAACAUCGUGCUCUGCACCGACCACAGCUGGCAUCAUUCAGUUGCUCAACAGCGGGCGCAUCGCGGCUGGAAAGAAGGGUCUUGGCUUCUUGAAUCCAUGGUUGUACAACACCGCGAGCACCGGCUUUACUGAUAUCAAGAAUGGGGAGGGCUCCGGUCCAGAGCCAGUGCCACACAACGACUGGUACCCAGUCUCGCAAUAG